UUCCAACGGUGAGACCCUGAACCCCCACAGGAGGACAACCAGCCCACCGGAUGGAUCCAGACUGCCUCCUGGAAGAAUCCUUGGACUUUUCCAGUGAUGUGGACCUCAUUCUCAAUACUCUGGACACGGAAGACAGUGAGGACCUCAAUAAGGAAUGCAUAUACAACUGUUUCAUUGCCAUUCUCCAUGGCGACUACCCCUUGGAUGACACAGUUAUCCAGAGGAUGAUCUUCCACGCAUCCAAGGACAUGCACGACAGUACCCUGCCCCGAGAAACGCGGAUGCUGAGCGGGGACGUGUUGGUGUCCCUGGCCCGGCAUAACUUCAACUGUGUCAUGUACGAGCUGCAGAAGCACUUCCGCGUCCUGGAGCUACCGGACGAAUUCACGGUCCUGGCUCUGGCGGACUUGGCAUCCACUUACGUGUCCCAAAGCAUCCCGUUCAUGACCCUGAUCCUGGUCACCCUGCAGACCAUGCUGCGCCUGGCUGACGACGAAAAGAUGAGAGGAGCGUUCUGCAUCGCUCUGGAGAAAUUCAGCAAAGCCAUUGAGGAGUACAUCAAGAAAUGGCAGGAAUUUCCAUACCCCAGAAUGGACAUCAACCGCUUCUUGGAUAAGAUCUUCAUGAUAUUUUGCCACAUUAUGGACAACUGGGUCCCACGGGCCGCCUCUCCUGUGACCAGCCUGGCGGUCAUCAAGGCUUACGGCCCAUCCAUCUCCUUGCUGCUUCACCGGGAGGAACUCCGGGAGUUUUCCCUGAGCCAAGUGCCCUGGCUUCUUGCUCAGUACAAGGACACAGAGACAGACUUCUUUGUCAGCCAGAGUCUGAAACAGAUUCUGGCCGCUGCUGCUGAUUAUGGAAUUUGCCUUCCAAAGACCAUCCGGCAACCAAUCUUUACUGAACUACACUCUCGGAUUUGCAAACCCCCUCUCCCACGGAUAGAGGAAAAUGAGAUGGAAGCUGCCUGUUGCUUCCUCUUUCUGGCCCGCUCCAACACGGCAGACCUGCUGGAGUUCUAUGACGACGUGAUGAGGAGCAGCCACGAAGCCGUGCGUGUGGGGACGCUUGCUUUGCUGAGGUCGGCCGUCUGUAUCAACGAGCCCAAGAUGCGGAAUUACGUCGUUCUGGUGGAGAAGACUGUCAAAUCCACCCUCGGAGAUCCUCGGAACAGGGUGAGGCUCAACACCCUCCUCCUCAUCAAGAGCAUGUGUGAGCUGGGCUUCCUGGAGGCCAGCGAGGGCUGGCCACUGCUUGAUUACGUCUUCGCCCAGUACGUGCUGAGCAACGCCCGCCUGAAGGCGCCCAAAGCGGUCCCCGCGGAGGAAGCCCAGGAGGAGACAGCAGUCCUUGGGGCUAGCCUCGAGGUCCUGCAAACCCUCAACCCGCUGAUUGGGGCUUUGCCUCAGAUUCUGUGGCCAAGGCUGUUGACCUUUGUGGUGCCGGCAGAGUACACAGGGGUUUUGGCCUCCACCUGCAAAAUCCUCAGGCUCUUGGUUGCAGCGAAGAAGGAGGAGGAGGCUCAGAAGCCCGAGACAUCCUCGGCCCUUGCCGGCCACGGCACACCAGGCCAACUCCCAUCCCCUCACCAGCUACUGGCCAGACUUCUGGUCACGUCGGUCCUGGCCUGCGAGGGAGAAGAGCGAGGGACGGAAGCUCUGCAGCUCCUGCAGGCCAUUCCCCACCUUAUCCACCUGGACCUGGUGAAGCCUUGGACCACUGGCUUUCCGGUGCCGCCCCUUCCUUCUGCAGGAAACAGCCAGGAAAGGGUGCGGUGGGAAACCUCUCUCCUUCAGUUCCUCACGGAGACCUUGUACAGCAUAAACGACAACGUCUGGACCAGCAAGCUGAGCCUGGAGUUGAGUCAGCAGAUGAACAGCUACGCCAGAACAUCCGCUGAACAGAAAUUUCUCUGGAAGGCCCUGGGCACCACCUUAGCCUGCUGCCAGGAUGAGAACUUCGUCGGGGCUCAGCUGAGAGACAUCUUGAGAUCAGCCAACCGGCUGGGAGAGCCCAGGCAGGGGACGAGCUAUAUUUUGGGGCACUGUGCCGCCAGCCAUCUGGAUCUCGUGUUAAAGGCCCUGAAGGCAUAUGAAGAAGGGGAGACAUCCUUCCUCAGCCGCUGUAAGGGCCUCUUCUCUGGGAAGAAGAACCUGACCAAGCUGGACCUGAUGGCCAUUUACGGCUCUGUGGCCCUGCACGCCCCAAAGCAGGAGCUGCUGGCUAGGGUGGACCUCGACAUCGCGGCACACGUCCUGCACCUCUACAAUGCCUGCUGCCAGGUUCUGGGUAUAACUGUGGUCAACAAGGAUGUGGAUCUGCAAAUCAUCUUCACCAGAAGCGUCACCGAGAUGACCGUAGCGGUUCAGGAGGCCGCCGCGAAUCUGGACUACAAAUUCUCCCAUAAAGAAGCGCUGCUUGGCCACAUGUUGGACUUCAUCCGAGAAGAGCCCUUGGACUCCUUAGCUAGCCCCAUCCGCUGGAAAGCGCUGAUCGCCAUCAGACACCUAAGUACACUGAAACCCCGACUCUCUCUGAACGACAAGCUCAACAUCCUCAAUGAGAGCCUUAAAAGUCUGCUCCCCCUUCCUCCGAUGGACCAACUCAUCGGGGAGGGCCAGACCGACAUGGACAAGGAGCACAUUGAGUUUCUGUACGUCAGGUCCCUGGAUGCCCUCCGGAGACUCCUGAAGACCAUGCUGUGGGACGGCGAGGACCCAGAGGAGUGCCAAGAAAUAUUUAACCUUCUUCGGAUAUGGCACGUUUCGCCAAAGGAGUGGGAAAGAGAGAGAAUUCUGCAGCUCAGCGCGGAGGUGUUGGCUAGUAACAACCAGAGACCAGCGAACUUCAGAAUCGGCUCUCUGGUGGGGCUGUUUGGCCCUCACUGCUGUGACUCUCUGCCCACCAUCCGCCAAGGGGCUGCCGACGCCAUCAUCUGCCUCCUGGGUAUCCAAGGGAUGCCCCAGGAAUUGGGAAAGCUACAGGACCUGCGCGAAGAGCUCUGCUCUCUGGAUUGCCAGGACCAGUUUCAGAUUUCUACAAACAUAGCCAAGAUCGUUAGCAAAUUCAUCCCCCAUGAGGAAACCCAGGACUUCCUGGAAGAACUGCUCGACGGCCUGGAAAACCUGACCCCCAGUUGUGCCAAGGCGUGCAGCAUCUGGAUGGUCACCAUCCUGGAGGAGCAGGGAGCCAUGCUUGAGGGCCAGCUGCUGGGGAUCCUGGAAUCCAUCUACCAUCACAUGACCGUCCUCAGGCUCAAGGAGCAGAGUUUCCAGUUUGUGCUGCAGAUCAUCUCUCUUAUAGCAAGCUUCCACCUGGAGAGUGUUGUUUCCAGCCUCUUGGCCAAACCCCUGCCCUUUGACAGGGACACCCGGAUCCUGUGGCAAGCCCUGGCAGGGGAAACCCACUCCACCCCCCGACUCCUGCGAGUCUUGAUGGACAGAUUGAAUCAAGGGAUGGAGGACGACGUGGCUGAAACUGAGGCCAUUGCAGCUGCCUGUGCGCUGAGGGAGGUGGUGGAGGCUGGCGGGGAGUUGGGUCAGCUCUUCCCCGAGCUGUUCCAGCUGCUCCUGAAGCUCAUCAGCUGCACCCAGGGCCGGGAGACCCUGGUUCCCGCCUUGAGCCGCAGGAGGGUCCUGCAACAUGGAGAGCGCCACCAGGGUGGCAACCCCUGCAGCCUGUCAACGGCGGCCCUGCGCUGCGUCCAAGUUCAGGCCAUGAAGGAGGGCCUGGCGAAAGAAACCGAGGAAGGGGAGAACCUGUGGAGCCUGUUGAGCGACCCCCAUUCCCACCCCACCGGAGUCUGCGUUCUGGCCAGGAGCCUGCCCACCUGGCAACAGGGAAUCACGCUGGAACUCAUGGCACGCCUGCGCCCGGCACUCUCCUCACCAUCUGAGAGCUACAGGGUCACCGGCACCACUUUCUUCUCUGAGCUCCUGAAGGAGCCGACGCUCUGGAAGCCGGGAAAGCUCAAAGAGGUGUUAUUCGUGAUGGCCCAGACCACCUGGGACCCAAACCUCACCUUGAGGCAGAUGGCGAUCCGGGGGCUGGGGAAUGCCACAACUGGGGCUCCCAACAAGGUGAGGAAGAACAAGCAGCUCAUCCUGGAUGCGGUCAUCCGAGGCCUGUACCAUCUGGUCCGCACCGAUGUCAUCUGCGAGAGCCUGAAGGCGCUGAGGAGCCUCCUGGGGCUGCUCUCGGCCGAGGAGGUCAACAGCCACUUCCAGGAGAUUGUCCUUCUGACGAGGACCUUCCUGGAAGACGAGCAGGACGAGGUGAGACUGAACAGCAUCCAGUUGUUUGGGAUCCUGGCUGAGAAAGCAACAAGCUCCAAAAGGCCGUUCUUCAAGGGAGAGAUGAAAAAGACGCUCACGGCAUUCUUCCUUCACCUGUGGGACCCCAACCCACAAAUAGGUCUGGCCUGCCGGACCACCAUAUCGGCCUGCCUGCCCUAUCUGGGCAUGAAGGAGCUGGGGGGGAUCGUGGACAAGCACCUCGCAACCCUGGAAAUGCCCAAGGCUCGGGAUUUCUACCAGGAUGCGUGUGGGAUUCUGGCCCGCAAGAACGCGGCCCUGCUGCAGACCGUGUACAUGCACACGUGCAGCUUCUUCCAGAGCCCCUGGGAGAGGAUCCGCUGUGCCGCCGCCAAGCUCGCAGAUGCCAUCAUUCAAAAUGCACCCGGCACACCCUCGCAGUGGUUGGACCAAGAAAGCCUGGACGCAUGUCUGCGGGGGCUGAAGACGGACCCCUGCGUCAGUGUCCAGAGAGCGGCGGAGGCCGCCCGGCACAGCCUCCUGCGAAGGCGGGCAGUGAGCGGAAGCAGCCUUCCUCACCCGUAAGCGGAGGGCCGGGACUGGCUGCCCAGUCCACCAACUUCUCCCGGGCCGUCCGCUGGGUCCUGGGGAAGCGAGGAGGAGAAGACAAGCUCGGGCCCUUGGAGAUCUUUAUAUUCAAUCACAAUCUGGCAUAUCCUGGGGUCCGAAACUGGGUCGGUUCACUGUGUCUCUGAACCACCGAGCCCAUCUCCAGCCCCCAUGGACCUUGGAUGACCUUGAUUUGGGUUUGCAGGGUGCCCUCGGCCUAGAUUUGCUCAAACUGCCAUCUGACCUCCUCAGGGCAGGCCAGUUUGAGGCCAUUUGCCCUCUCCUCUCUCCUCCAUGGACCCUCCCACCCCCAACAUUGGCCACUUUGGGAAUGAUUCAAUUGUUUCUCCCCACCUCGGCCACUCCGUAGCCUCUCCCAAUCUGCCUGCCUCAUCCCCCUUCAAUUAUAAGCCCCCAGAAGGAGGAGCCGCCCCUUCGGCUUUCUCAGUGCUCAGCUCACAGAAGAGGUCGAUGCAGUGCUCUAUUCACCCAGGAACCAAAUGGGUGCC
Molecule: messenger RNA, 5368 nt
Organism: Tachyglossus aculeatus (Australian echidna)
Lineage: Eukaryota; Metazoa; Chordata; Mammalia; Monotremata; Tachyglossidae
Gene: MROH2B
Product: maestro heat like repeat family member 2B
Exons: 42
Coding region: 51-4835 (1594 amino acids)
Cellular component (GO): cytoplasm
Source: RefSeq, a predicted model, not a curated record